AAAUGGUAUAGCCAGAACGCACUGUAAGUCGCUUUGUAUAAAAGUGUCUGCUAAAUGCAUAGAUGUAAAUGUAGGCGGAUUGAUCGCAUUUGGAAUGCAGCCAUUGUCACUCAGGUAAUGAAGUCUCACCUGUAUAACCGGUCCACUCUCAUUCACAGAUACUGAACCACCCUCAGGGAGGAAAACUACUAUGAACAGUCAGUCAGAAAGCAAUGUGUUACACACGUAAAAUAAUUUCAAAAGCUUUUAAAACGUUGAUCAGUAUGAAGACGUAGCUCAUGAAUAUUAAUGAGGGCGCGUUCCUCGCCACCGGUUGGCUCGGGCUGGUCACGCCCCGUCCACCCGCGCUACACCUGAGAUCAGAGACUGCACCUGAGAGAGAGAGAGACAGAAGAGAAGAGAACAGGGAGAAUGAGAACGAGCAGGCGUUUCAGCGAUGGAUUCCGCUUUACUGAUCGCGCUGUGUUUGCUCUGGACGAGAACAACAGGCUCAUUUGCUGAGGGACCGCCUGAGCCUAGUAAUGUCCACUUCUACUCCGAGAACCUGAGGAACAUUGUGAGGUGGACGCCAGGAGAAGGAUCUCCCAAUGACACGGUCUACACUGUGGAAUAUGCCAUCUACGGCGAUGAGGAGGAGAGCGGCUCUGAGCGGGUGAGGUGGAGGCGUGUGGAGCACUGCACCUGCGUCACACAGAACCAAUGUGACGUGUCUCAGGAGACCUUUAACCUGGAGGAGGACUACUAUGCCAGAGUCAGGGCCGUCAGCGGGAACACACAGUCCGUCUGGACCGAGAGCACGAGCCGCUUCAGCCCAGAGCUCGACACGAUCCUCGGCGCGCCGCUGCUGGAGCUGACCGUGCUGAAAAACUACAUCGAGGUCACGAUCAAGGGGCCCUUCAGAUGGAGAACCAAGAGGACUAAGAAAGAGAAGUCCCUCUGGAAGAUCUUCCCACACAUGAUCUACUACGUCUCCGUGUUCAACAGCAGGAGCGGUCACACGGACUAUAGGCGUCUUAAAAACGGGAACCUGACGCUGGGUCCUCUGGACUUCUCCACGCAGUUCUGUGUGGUGGUUCAGGCCCAGUCGGAGUCUCGGCCGCUGGCCUCCAAACCCAGCGAGCGGCUGUGUGUCGAGACCCCCCCAGAUCCCUUCAGAGAGCAGCUGCUGGCUGCCGUGCUGGGCGGCGUGCUGCCGUCUGCGCUCUGUCUGUGUGUCCUCGCUGUGCUCGGGGGGCUCGUCCACUGCUACAUCACUGACCACAGACAGAGGCUGCCCAAGAGCACGGAUGUGGUUGGCAUGAGUGGAAAACUUCACACGUUCCAGCCUCAGAUGCCGCACACAGUCAUCUUUAACGUGAUGAAGCUGGGAGAUGAACCGGCGGCUCUGCCACAGCUGCUGUCCGGUGAGGACUGGUCAGUGCUGGACGAACCGGUUCAGGCUCAGAGCGCUGACCCGCCGCCGCCGCCGGUGUGUUACACACUGCAGCGCGCUCCGCCGCCGCUAGCUGACCCGCCGGACACAGACUCGGUCAGUGUGCACUCUGAGCCGCAGCACAGCGAGGACGGAGAUUACGGCAUCGUGCUGCCGGCUGCUUUUGGAGCUCCGUACAGGACACAAGCACACACUAUACAUCCUGUGGAUGUCCGUGAGGACGAGCCACACGACGAAGAGCAAGCACAGAUAUUCCUGGACUGGAGCCCAGACACUCAAGAGCUGAAGAUCCCUCUGAUGGGCUUGUUAGGUCUGGAGGAUGAAGCACCGCUGCAGACCGAAGCGGUCGCUCUGCUGCCUAACAUCAUCCUGAGACAGAGCUCGGGGGACAGCUGCGAGCCCGAGGACGACUUCACCAAGAUGGAGCGAGACUGGGGCCUCGUCAUCCGCUCCAGCACAGACUGACAGAGGAAUAACACACUGCUUCAGACUCCGGACACACUGUGAAGAUGUACACUUGAUGCUUAUCUAGUCUAGUGAGUUCAGUUUUAAGUUUAUGAAUGAAACGAUAUAAUGAAGGAUUUUCAGCGGACUUUGUUUUCUGCCUUCACUGUGAACAUGACACUCCAUGAACAAAGCUCAGUUCUUAAGCUGCUGUAUUCAGUUACAGUUAACCAUUUGCCCCAAACACGUGCACCUCCUGGAAGCUGCUCGAGAGAAAUACACAUGGGCACUCAGUUCUGAAAGACAUCUUUGAGCCAGUCACCUGAGCAUCAGAAGACCCGGCAACAUCUGUCAUUCAGUCUAUUUGAGAAAUGUGCUAAAACAUGUAGUAUAAUAUCGUGAGAUACGUCUGAUUUUGCUUGUGCAGAAGCCAGAUUUCAUUAUGUGUAGUUUGUUCAGCACUGCUGUGAUCCUCAGUGAUUUUCUGAUAAAACAUUGCAAAUAUUUAAAAAAGGAAUAAAAUAAAAAAGUGGACAGAUAAACUAAGCUUUGUGAACAUUAGAAACAUGACAUUGUGUGUGUGUACUUGAUGAUGCAUAUUGAAGGAAUUCAUGUUUUAUAUUAUAUCCUAUUUUAUAUAUCUUGUAUAUAAAUACCAAAUGAUACUUUUUUAUUAAAAUAUUAAUGUGUAGUUAUAAAAACAUUUGUUUAUGAAAUUUGAUGAACAUGCAGAUUAAUAAAGGCACUAUAAACACAGCAGAUUCU
This is a messenger RNA of Cyprinus carpio (common carp), 2641 nucleotides long. It is a transcript of the gene il20ra, whose product is annotated as interleukin 20 receptor subunit alpha. The record is from RefSeq and is a predicted model, not a curated record. NCBI's taxonomy places the organism in Eukaryota, Metazoa, Chordata, Actinopteri, Cypriniformes, Cyprinidae. Gene Ontology annotation, molecular function: protein binding.